GUGGAAAGUAAAAUGUCAGAAGAUACUGAGGGAAUUGAAAAAGAAAUAGAAGUUGAAUUAAGCAGAAUCAGUGUUUCUUCCUUUGAAGCAGAUGACCUUGACACAGAGGUAUCAGAUGAAACUUUGAGAGACAGUGAGGUGAUUUCAGAUGACUUGCCAGAAUCCGUUAUCUCCUAUUUAAACUUCAUAAAAAGCAGAAAUCAAGAUGCUGAAAAGUUUAUACUGCAAGACUCAGAAGAUGAAGAAACUACAAGUAAUACUGGCAAGGGAUUUUAUCUCUGUGUACCAAAUUAUGCAUUUAUUUCUUCUUGCCAUCCUUCAGUUUACUUGGCAGACUUGGCUUCUGAAUAUAAUGAAGAUCCAGAGCAAUUUAAAAAAAAGGUACUAUUUGAAAAUGAAAAUGAAGACCUACAGAUUGCUACAACAACUAGUUAUAAUAGUCAGUCCACCAGUGAUGAAGUGGUAUCUGAUGACCAUUAUGUUACAGCUGAUGUUGAAAUAAGCGUAAACUUUACUCAUCGUGAAGUAGAAGAAAAGUGUAGACAAGAACUUGAGCAGUGGGAGAAAAGACAAAAGGAGCUUGAAGAUGAAAAGAGGAAAAAGUGGAAAGCUGAGAGAGAAGCACAGGAAAAACAAAAUGAAGAUGAACAGACAAGAAGGAGGCAGCAUCUGGAGGAAUUGGAGGCUGAAAAAGUAAAGCUAGAGCUUCUUCAUAAGAAACACCAAAUUGCAAUAGAAGAUCAGUUGCAGAAAGAAGAGAAAGCUUGGAGAGACAAAAUGAUGCAACAUGAGGAAUUGAUCAUGAAACCACAGUUGCAAAUGGAAGAUGAUAAAAAUGCCUUGGAAAAGCAGAAAGCAAAAGAAAGACAACACCUGACAGAACAACAGAAUACAGCAGCUGUGAAAAUCCAAGCUAGAUUUAGGUCAUUUUUAGUCCAUAAAAAAUAUGCUCCCAUCUUAAAACAAUGGAAAGAUGAAGUAAAAAAGAAGCAGAAGAUACUAGAAGAAACAGAGAGAGAAAUGAAAGAAAAAGAGGAAAAAAUGAAAAUGCAAAUGGCAGAAAAUUGGCAAAAGAAAGAAGAAGAAAAGAAGAGACAAGAAAUUCUUGAAAGACAGGAAUAUUUGGAACAGGUGAGGAGAUGUGAGGAUUAUGAGAAAAAGAAAGAAAGCCUGGCACUUAAAAGAGAAAAACAGUUGCAAAUAAGAAGAGAAGAACAGAGAAAACAAGGACAAAAAAAAUCAAAAACUGUGAUGAGUGAAAGCACAGAAAAGAAGAAAGGAAACAUAAACAACCAUAAGCAGACAGAAAAUACAAAAGUAGUAGGAGAACAGGAGGAGGAAGAAAUAGAGGAAGAAGGAGAAGGAAAACAGGCUGAAAUGAUGGAUGAAAAAACAUAUUGGAUUAUUCCAGCACAAAGAACUUUGACAUUAACAUCAAAUAUGCUAGGCUGUGAGAAGGAGCACUUUUUUCAAGUAAAUAAUGAGAGCAUAUACAAAAAUUCAGUAACACAUAUAGGAGAAACUUACCCACAAACUAGAGAUCUUAAUCAAGCUUCAAACAGUCAUACUUCAACCAAUGAAUCUGUUAAUUUUGGAACUAACAACAUGGUAGAAAGUAAAGCAAGCAAUAUAUGCAGCAGUCCACCAGUCGUCCAACCAGAUGGUAGUGAAAAAGAAGUCAAAGAUCAUGUUUCUCAGUCUGAAGCAAGGAAGAAAACAGUGUUUCUGAUGGAAGAUGCUAAUGAAGUCAGAGAGACUUCAGACAAAAUUCAAGAUUCAACUGAGUGUUCCAGUAGUAUAAUUCUUCCUGAUGAUAUUGAAAAGAAGAGAAUAAACUGGAUGAACACAUGUAAAUCCUGGUCUAAAAUACAUGAAGAAAAUCAAAGAAAGAAAGCAGCUGAAAAAAAAGGACCAAGGAAGAGUUCAUUUAGCAAGAUGCCUAAGAUGCCUCCAUUAAGUAUAGAAAAGAUACUUCAUAGCAGCCCUUGGUGUACUCCAAAGCAGGUCACAACACUUACACUUGAAGAUUUGCCAGCUUGUAGUCUCUCAACGUUAUCCGAGUGUUCAAAUCUUCAAUUUUUGACUCUGAGGCGCUGUGGUCUAGUUGCACUGGAAGGACUAAGUAGCUGCAAAGACCUGAAGUAUAUCAAUGUGGAGGAAAACGACAUUCAGACAAUCGACUGUGAAAAUCUAGAAAAUCUUAGUAUUCUUAUUCUGAGCAAGAACCAUCUUUCAUCAGUUUGUGGCUUAGAUGACUGCAUAAAUCUUCAAAAUCUUGAACUUUCCUACAACAGAAUCACUCGGAUUGGUGGUCUGGAGUCACUGAAAAAUCUUCAGCAAUUAAUUGUGGACCAUAAUCAGUUAAUCAGCACAAAAGGUCUUUAUGAGGCACCUACUCUCAUUCACCUAGACUGCUCUUUCAAUCAUCUAACACAAGUUGAAGGCAUUGAGAACUGUGGCCUACUUCAGAUUCUGAAGUUGCAAGGCAAUAACCUGCAGGAGUUUCCAAGACUGGAAAAUCAUGUUCUCCUUAGAGAACUAUAUUUGGAUGACAAUAGCUUUUCUACUAUGAGAAUGCUUUCUUUGUAUUGGUUGCCUCUAUUGCAGAUUCUUUUGCUGUCUCAAAAUAGAUUAACUGAGCUUGUGCCUUUGAAUUCAUUUGUAUCUUUGGAAAAGCUGGAUAUCAAAAAUAACUGCUUGUCAGACCUUGAAGGUGUCAUUUCAUGGUUAAGUGGCUGUCAUAAGCUAAAGGACUUGUCACUCAGUGGAAAUCCUCUUCUCCAAGAAAGAAAUUGGAGGCCUUUCUUUUGUAAGGUCCUUCCUAGUUUACAGUUGCUUGAUGGUGAAAUCUUAAACUGUAAUACUUUGCCUACAACUGAAAGGAUAAAAAAAUCAGAAUCAAGUACUUUUAUGGAACUUUGUCAACUUCAAAUUGAAGAAAAUGUUCUACUGAAAAAAAAGGCUGCUGAACUGAGAACUGCCUCUUCUAUAAAUUCUGCACAGGGACAAUGCUGGUAUUUUAAUCAGUUGAUGAAACUUAGCAUUAAACAUCGAUAUGCACAUGAGUAUGGUGAACUAUACAUUACUGACAGAGAUGGACCAGAAGCACUGCAAAAUCAUCUAAAGCAAACAUCUACUGGCUGCCUACAGGAAAAUAACCUCUUUAUCAUGGGUGCGACAGAAAAUAAACAGGACUUGUUGGAUCCUUCCAAAAGAUGGAUUGCUACUGGCCAUACUCAGGCCACAUUCAUUAACUCCUCCAUACCUGUGCACCGAAAGGAAAAUAAAGAACAUCAGAAAGUGAAGGAGACGAGCACUGAAUCUUGUAUUAAUUACAGUGGGGAGAGCAAAGGCAACAAUAACAUGUCAGCUGAACUCAUGUUGCAGCAGUCAGUGAUAGUAGUAAGUAAUGUGGGAAAAGAUCUUCAGCAUUUUGAGAAUGAUACAGAAAGGCUACAUAUGGCAGCAUCAGUGAUCCAGUCUUUUUGGCGGCAGUACCAUGCCAGGAGGAAAACCAACUGCACAAAACCAGAGAAUCAUCAGUUUAUAGAGUCUUUGAGACAGAAGCAUGAAGCUGCCACACUAAUCCAGGCAUUUUGGAAGGGUUUUCUUUUGCGAAAGAAACUGGCCAGUGCUCUUGCAGCUGUUAAAAGCAAUGAAGUAGAGGAUGACUAUGAAGAAAUAAAUGUGGAUGAUUUCACGUUUUCUGAAGCUGCGUUAGAGAAGGAAUGGCUAACUCUAGAUUCCACCCGUUUCCCUUCAAAAACACUCCUGCUCUCGAACCAGCUGUACUGGCCAAAGUAUUCUAGGCCUUCACAUUCCAGUGAACAUUCAAAUGGUUCGCCAGUGUCACCACAAGAAGUUGGGGAGUGCAUUAACAGCCCACAUUCAUAUUUAGCAGAAAAUAGUUGCUUUCAUAGCAGGUCAGGGAAGGGAACAAUGUCACAGCUUUCUGACUGGAAGGAAAAAAAGACAUUUUCAUUCAUGUCUCAAAAAGAAGAGAAAAUUUCAGAAGAAUGGGGUUUUAAGGAUAUUUCUACUGCACAGCUAAUGCUGAAGAGGGCCCGUAAAAUGAAGCCUAAAAAGUAUAGUAAUAAAAAUUUAGACCCAGCUGUGAGACUGGCGUUGUUCAAAAACAAUGAAAAUAAACAUCUCCAUGUGAAACCACUGAGGAAGACACAGCCUAUAAAUGCUAGUUACUUUGAAGGUAAAAAAGAAGAAUUUUCUCAGCUGGAUACUUCUUUAGAUGAGAAAUUACAAAGGAGAAAAGACUUUACAUACAAAUGGCUUCAUACACAGCUUUUGGAUUAUGGAGCUGCCAGUUUCAAAAAUACGAAGUGCUGUCAUUUUUUGCCUGAGUUAGAUCCUGUGAUAUGUGACAGUAGGCAAGUACAACUUGUGGCAAGCCCUGUAAGCAGAGAAGACACGGAUUUAGACCUUGUUUCCAUGGCCAGUGGAAGUGCUUUGACUGAGAACAGAGAAAAAAAUAAGCAGGCACACAGACACUCAGCAAGAUCCUCAAAAAAGAAUAUACCUACUCCAGAAAAAUCAUGUUUGGGUCCAUCUCAUAAAGAGCGGAUAUCAUUUCGAGACCAUCCGGUGCAGUUCAGCGGAGGAUGGGGAGCAGGCAAAAAAAGGACAAAGCUUAAAAAUACUAGAGAUAAUUUAACUAGUUGAUUUAAUCAAACACGGAGGGCAUAUGGAGAGCUGUUUCUUUUUAAGCCUAUGAAUAUUAAUUUUUGGAUUCUCAUUUAGUACCAAUAUAAAGAGUUUCAAUUAACUACA
This is a messenger RNA of Melopsittacus undulatus (budgerigar), 4785 nucleotides long. RefSeq names its product leucine rich repeats and IQ motif containing 1 (gene LRRIQ1). The record is from RefSeq and is a predicted model, not a curated record. Gene Ontology annotation, molecular function: protein binding. The coding region runs from base 13 to 4677 and encodes 1554 amino acids. The transcript is spliced from 26 exons. Lineage: Eukaryota; Metazoa; Chordata; Aves; Psittaciformes; Psittaculidae.